AUUCCUUCUCCUUCUCUUCCUCCUGCUGCUCAGUUGCCGCCGCCGCCGCCGCCGCGGAGCCCUAAAGCCGUCCUCUGCAGGAGGAUGAUGCGUCUAGCGGCCGAGCUGCUGCUCCUGCUGGGGCUCCUCCUGCUUACCUUGCACAUCACGGUGCUGCGAGGCAGCGAUCCCGGAGCGCCGCCGGGCAACCACAGCCAGCGUCAGCAGGAAAUCCUCCGCACAGAGAGCCUCUCAUCUCUUGAAAGCAGCUUCACAUUAGAUCCAGAAGAUGGACAGAAUUAUCCUGGUCACCAAGCAGCACACCGGUCAUUGGCCAAGCAGCGAUUCAGGCAGCAGAAUGGGCAUACAUCCUUGCAAAGAGAUGGACCCAGGUCUUUCCUCUUCGAUCUUCCAAAUUUUCCCGACUUUUCAAAAGCGGAUAUCAAUGGGCAAAACCCUAACAUCCAGGUCACUAUAGAGGUUGUUGACGGAACAGAGUCUGAAUCGGAGAAAGGUCUUCAAAGAGAAAGCAGCAAAACCAGCUGGCCUGUCCCAUCCCCAAACUGGAGAAACUGGUGGCAAAGAUCCGCGCCUUCCAUCACUCGCAUGAGUAGUGGUGACCAGGAUUACAAAUACGACAGCACGACUGAAGACAGCAACUUCCUAAACCCCUUGAAUGGCGGAUGGGAGAGGCAUCCAUCAAGUCAUCGGAUGUUUGAAUCAAAGGAGCAGCCUGAAUAUGAUUACAUAGAGGGAGAAGGAGACUGGAGUCUGUGGUCAGUUUGUAGUAUAACCUGUGGAAGUGGCAAUCAAAAACGCACCAGGACCUGUGGAUACGCCUGCACAGCCACUGAAUCGAGGACAUGUGACCGACCAAACUGCCCAGGUCUUGAGGACACAUUCAGAACAGCAGCCACAGAAGUGAGCUUACUUGCAGGAAGUGAAGAAUUCAAUGCCACAAAGCUCUUUGAAGUUGAUACGGAUAGCUGUGAAAGGUGGAUGAGUUGCAAAAGUGAAUUCUUAAAGAAGUACAUGCACAAAGUAGUCAACGAUCUUCCCGCUUGUCCUUGCACAUAUCCCACCGAAGUAGCUUAUAGCACUGCAGAGAUCUACGACCGUCUGAAAAGGAAGAACUUUCGCUGGAAAGAUGCAAGCGGGCCGAAAGAAAAACUGGAGAUCUAUAAGCCCAGUGCCCGCUACUGCAUCCGGUCCAUGCUGUCCUUGCAGAGUACCACCUUGGCAGCACAGCACUGCUGCUAUGACGACAGCAUGCAGCUGAUUACCCGAGGGAAAGGGGCUGGCACCCCCAACCUGAUCAGCAUCGAGUUCUCUGCAGAACUUCAUUACAAAGUGGAUAUUUUGCCCUGGAUCGUUUGCAAAGGAGACUGGAGUAGGUACAAUGAAGCCCGGCCACCUAACAACGGUCAGAAAUGUACAGAAAAUCCUUCGGACGAGGACUAUUACAAACAAUUUCAGGAAGCAAGAGAGUACUGAAAACGAGCGUGGGAGGAGCCGAUUUCUUUGAAAACUUCAGAAAGAUGAGUGGCGGUGAAGAGGACACUCCAGUGAAUGAACUUUUGAAAAUGGGGUUUGUCUCCCCACUUUCUGUACAUAGUUGUACAAAAUAUACAUUUUUUCUAAAGUAUUUUAUUUAUGUUUACAUGUAGAUAUGGCAUAUAGUCCCCCUCACCUUUGUACACAGACAUGAGAGUGUCUCAACAAACCUUUAUAAAGUGAUACUCCAUUCAGAUGAAUUUACGCUCAUAUACUCCCAUAGAGACUACAUUACCUGUAGUUAAAAGUGAGUAUCGUUGGAUUUCACAUGAACAUUGCUUCUCAAUGCCUCAGCCAUUCAGAAUAAAUGCUUGCUAUUAGAAAGAUCAGCAUAUAUAUUGAAAUUACCUCUUAGUAUUGAAAUGGGGUUUUUAGGAAUGCAUUUGAGGAGAAUGUUUUGGCUCACUUAAGAAAAUAGUGACCGGAUUCAUUGCAGAUGUGAUGAAAGUUAACUCCAAGUCAAAUUAUGCCUUUGCUUUGCAUCAAAAGGCCGAAACUUGUGGCUGACUUUCAGAGAAAUCCUGGGCUGGAGCAUCUUGACAUUAGAGGCUUUUGACUAUUCCAAAGUCCUCCCAACAACAGCAUGAGAUUAGCAGGACCAAGAUCUGAAAGGAGUAGCUGUUAACUGCUACUAGUAUUAUUAUUAUUAUUAUUUUGUUCCUAUCUAUUGGAAGCACUGGGAGGAAGAAGGCGUGUUUGUAGAGCUGUGUAAUUUUGCUUCAUGAUUGUAAAGAGGCAGGAUGAGGACUGAAAGCAUCGUGGACCCUUUGUAUUCUCAGCCCCUGCCAGCCUGCUGCCACACACCUUUUUCCCGUGUGGUUUUCUGACAUUGGAAACAACAGAGAGGUUGGGGGAGUGAUGGAAACGAGGAUCCAGUGUCAAACUACCCACUCUGACAUUACAAUACUGUCUCUGAGCCUGGAGCCAAGGAAAGGAACAAGUCCUCCCCUCUCUUCUCCAUUCAGUCCAAACAAUGACAGUUUAAUAAACCCCUACAGUCUACCUGACACAGGGCUCCCUUAUCCUGCCAAAAGCAUAUGUGUGCCUAUCAGAUAGGAUUGCGAAGUCAAGGAGCAGCAGAAAUUUUAAAAAAACAUUUUUUAAAAUACAAAUGUGUUCAUUAAGUGAUCUCUUUAGAGAUAGAUAUGGAUAAACACCACACACACAAAUGUGUUUAGACCUAUUUAAGGGCAGAAGGCAGAAGACUGUUAUUUGAGAAGCAGGUAGAUGCAUUCAUAAGCAACGGUUUUAAGGAAGCCCCAGAGUGUGGAACAAAAUUGUGGUUCACAUCCAAAGGAUCUGGAAUAGCAGUACACCGCAAAUCUGACUAGCGAAUUGGGAAAGCAUCAAAGGGGUUUCGGCCUCCAAAAGUAUUUGGUGAAAAGAUGACGUGUCAUUUUAUGGCUGAUAGGGCUUGUUUCCUCCACCCUAACUGCUCACAAAUAAACAGUUUCUGUGUUCAUCCUCUGAUUUGGGAUCUGUGUACAUGAUAAUCAUCCCCUCUAUUAAAGGUGCUUUAAAUUCCUCUUUGCUAGCAGUGCAGAGACAUGUUCUCUAUGCCACUGCAAUGUAGGCCAGCAAAGCUGAGUUCAGUAGAUACAAAUUGUACCGCUGGCAAUGGGAUUUAAAUGGCAUUCUGAUGCAUUCAUAGAUCUAGUAUUU
This is a messenger RNA of Pseudonaja textilis, 3195 nucleotides long. RefSeq names its product isthmin 1 (gene ISM1). NCBI's taxonomy places the organism in Eukaryota, Metazoa, Chordata, Lepidosauria, Squamata, Elapidae. Gene Ontology annotation, biological process: negative regulation of angiogenesis. The record is from RefSeq and is a predicted model, not a curated record.